AUGUGUGGCCUUUGUGAUCGUGCCUUGAAUCAGUGCUCAAUUCGGGAUUCUAUUGUUAACCAUGGGGAUUUCAAACCCUUUGGUUCAUGGCUCAAAGCAGAGGUCAAAGAAUGGUUAGAUGAACAUGAGAUGGAACCACCAAGAUCACUACGGUCGAGAUGGGUGAUGAAAGCUCCAAGCUCAUACGAAUUGGGCCUUGCCAGCGAAGUUCAGCUUCGAGAAGAGGAUGAAGACGAAGGGGAUCAGUUACGACAGGGCACCAUUAAUGGCUCCAUUAUGGCUGACCAUCAAAAGAGGAGUAUAUUAGGAGCAAUGAGGCCAUUCAAGGAAAUUUAA
This is a messenger RNA of Prunus armeniaca (apricot), 336 nucleotides long. NCBI's taxonomy places the organism in Eukaryota, Viridiplantae, Streptophyta, Magnoliopsida, Rosales, Rosaceae. The record is from the annotation of a GenBank genome assembly.